AUGUGGGCCAGCGUUCUUCGGUUCUUACCAAAGCAUAAGGGAAACUUAGGUCGUUGUAUGUCCGUGAGAGCCAGCGUCUUGCGUUCUGAGCAUACGGCUCCGUUUUGGGAAGCACCAUUGAGCAGGGCGUUGCCGCUGUACCAGGAGGGUUUCCUGCCCCGAACGGCUUCUGUGAGCCAAGCCGAGCCGACGCGCACCGAAACUGCACCCGUGCGCUUUCAGAUGGCGCCAAGUGGAGCGGGGGACUCGUUGGUUUUUUUGCAUGAAACAUCGUCGGUACGUGGUGCUCUCGAAGAGAUGGUGCACCGGAAUACCGCCUUUGUUCUCGUUGUGGGCGACCCCUUUAACCGGUCAUCGCCAAAGGCGGACGUUCCUGCGUCAACUUCGGAUAUUGUGCGCAUCUCCAGCGAAGCUGAGGGUGAUGAUCAGCGCGUUGAUACCGAGCAUGCUGCCGUGAUCGGGUUGUUCACAGAGCGCGACCUCUUGCGCUGCCUGGCGGACGCCGUCGCGGAGCAGCGCACCGGCGAAGCUGCAGCGCUCUCAUUCCGUCUGCGGAAGGCGAUGAGUCCGCUUUACGAUCGGUUUGGGACGCUAAAAGUGUCAUCAAAUACCAUAUAUGAUGCUGUUAUGGUCAUGCGGGAACGGAACAUUCAAACCAUACCCAUCAUUCGCGAGGAGGAGCACGAAGAGGACUACAUCUUGCCGGGGGGUCAUCCAGCAGCGGGCGAGAGCGCUUCCAGCAGCUACACCCUGGCAUUGCCACCUCGAUCGUUUUGUGGCGUUCUGACAGCACGCGAUGUGGCUCGCUUCUUCCUCGCCCAAGAUGCUAGCGUCCAAGAUGCAGUCUGUAGCCUGGAGACGUCGACUGACGCUGGCGUCAGAGCAUCGCGAUCGACACGUCCGAUGCUUCUGCGUCAUCUCUUGUCUUGGCGCCUGCGUCGACUCUUUGAAGGCGCUCGACCUUUAAGUGAUACUUUCCUCGAAGAAGACAUCGUCGUGUACGAAUCCGAGCAUUACAGGGUGGUUUCAGUCCCUCGCUCGGCAUCAGUGCGGGACGCGAUCGCGGUCAUGGCACAGCACGAUGUUCGUACGCUUCUGAUUAGUGAGGACGCUAGUUCCGGCUUCGAUGCAGCCGGACCCUAUCCCAGUAUUUACGGUGUCAUUACGUUGCGAGAUCUCAUGAGGCAGGUCUUCUAUCCACGAAGAAAUCCGCUGGCGCUCAGCAUGCAGACUCUCUUUCGUGAGCGCUGGACAGCGGCAGGGGUAUCGAGGCCGCAACUCGCAGCCGAGGAGCGCAAGUACGGAAUCUCACCUGAUGAUGAAGUGGCGCAUGCGCUGCGCUUGGUCGGUGGUAUGAACGAGCGGCACAUCCCAGUGUACGUCUACAAUGACGCUGAUCAGACGAGCAACUGCGUCGCGAUGGUGAGCGUCAAGGAGAUGCUGUCGGGUGUCCAUGCGGCAGAGCAGCGGCGGCGCGGGCAACGGUACUAA
Cyanidioschyzon merolae strain 10D is the source of this 1491-nucleotide messenger RNA. RefSeq lists its product as hypothetical. The transcript has a single exon. Lineage: Eukaryota; Rhodophyta; Bangiophyceae; Cyanidiales; Cyanidiaceae. Bases 1 to 1491 code for a protein of 496 amino acids. The record is from RefSeq and is a predicted model, not a curated record.